Apus apus (common swift) is the source of this 2793-nucleotide messenger RNA. It is a transcript of the gene P2RY14, whose product is annotated as purinergic receptor P2Y14. The record is from RefSeq and is a predicted model, not a curated record. Gene Ontology annotation, cellular component: membrane. NCBI's taxonomy places the organism in Eukaryota, Metazoa, Chordata, Aves, Apodiformes, Apodidae. The transcript has 3 exons. Gene Ontology annotation, molecular function: G protein-coupled purinergic nucleotide receptor activity. Gene Ontology annotation, biological process: G protein-coupled receptor signaling pathway. Bases 695 to 1708 code for a protein of 337 amino acids.
UGAAACCAGUCCCCUCCCGGCGGGCAGAGCCCUGAGGCUGCCCAGGGGGAUGCAGAGCAUCUGCCCGGAGCCCUGAGGCUGCCCAGGGGGAUGCAGAGCAUCUGCCCGGAGCCCUGAGGCUGCCCAGGACGUGGGCAGCGCCGAGCGGGCAGGAGGCUGCGCUGCCAGGAAGGUGCAGAACCUGCUCCAGCUCGCCCUGCUCUCGUGCCGUUUUACACUGGAAAGGGUUUAUCCCGUAAAUCUGCUUCGUGGCUGAAGAGGGACCACACGUGCAGCUCUCUACUUCUUUCCAGAUGGAAGACUCUGCCUUGCCAUGCCUUGCUCCUGCACCUUACCAACGCUCUCCGGAAAGCGCUGCUGAUUUUUAAAGAAGUACCUAUAUAUAUAUAUAUAUAUAUAUUUCAAUUGACAAGGUGAAAAGGAAAUAAUUCAGGCAUUAUGCAAACCACAAACGAAUUCCUUAGAACUCAAAUGAGCAGCGGUAAGUGUAACUGAAUGCACAAAACCUUAGCAGACCGACUCCCACACCUGUCAGCCUGAGAGAUGGAACAGCCUCGAGCUUCGCCACCAGAGACUGCUGAGCUACAGGUCUCCUAGCAAAAGACGCCCUGUGCCCGAGAAUGGAAAGUGUUCUAGACCCUUAGCAAAAAGCACCAGAGCAGUCAAAUCAAGAAAGGAACAAAGACGCUGUAAGAUGUUCAACUCCAGCACCAACUCCUCAGGAAACAACUGCAGUCACAGCACAGUAAUAACCAAGACAGUCAUCCCGCUGAUCUACUGUUUCAUUUGCCUCAUGGGGUUCUUGCUGAAUGCCGUGGCAGCGUGGAUCUUUCUGUAUGUUCCCAGCAAUAAGAGUUUCAUUGUCUAUCUCAAAAACAUCGUUGUUGCUGAUCUCCUGAUGAGCUUGACUUUUCCUUUCAAAAUCCUUGCCGAUGCAGAAAUUGCACCUCCCCAGCUCAACACCUUUGUGUGCAGAUACUCUGCUGUUGUUUUUUACACCAACAUGUAUAUCGGGAUAACUUUUUUUGGCCUCAUAGGCUUUGACAGGUACUACAAAAUUGUAAAGCCUUUAUUCACCUCCUUUGUCCACACAGUUAGCUACAGUAAGGUGGUCUCUAUAAUCAUAUGGUUAUCAUUAAUUUUUAUAUCCUUUCCAAACAUGAUUUUAACUAACGAAAUCCCUAGCGAGAAUUAUUCCAUCACAUGCAUACGUCUUAAAAGUGAGCUGGGCAAACAGUGGCACAAAGCAUCAAGUUACAUUUGCACAGGGAUAUUCUGGGUUGUUUUUAUUCUGCUAAUAAUUUUUUACACUUCUAUAUCAAAAAAAAUAUAUAACUCUUAUAAAAAAUUCAGAAGGAACUCAGAGGCAAGCAAGAGAAAGAUCAGCCGCAAUAUAUUCAGUAUCAUGUUUGUAUUUGUCAUUUGCUUUGUACCCUAUCACCUCUGCAGAAUACCCUACACUUUGAGCCAGACUAGCUCAAAAUUCAACUGCCAGUCAAAAAAAACUCUCUUCUACAUGAAGGAGUUUACUCUUGUACUGUCUGCUGCAAAUGUGUGCCUUGACCCCAUUAUUUAUUUUUAUCUCUGCCUACCCUUUAAAGAAAAGCUGUAUCAAAAAGUAUAUCUCAAGCUGAAAAAUGCAAACGAGGCUGAAAUCUCUAAAUGCAGAAGAUCAAAUACACUUCGGGAAAGUAUAAACACAGUGUAGGGUCAGGUCUGCAAAAUAAUGCACCUUUCAGGAAGUUACUGAAUUCAGGUCUGAAAGAAACUGACGAGAUGAGAGCCAGGAAACAGAAAAAAAGAUGCCAGCCUAAAACACCAAGUGGUGUUUCUCUGUAUGAAACAUUCUUGCCAAUCUAUUUCCUAGGUACUAUUUCAGCUGAUGCAAUGCCAGCAUUAUGAUGUGACACGACCUUUCCAGAUCUCAAAACAAAAAGAAAAAUAGAGGAAUAACUGGAACAAAACAUUCUGGAGCUCCAGGCCACGGCUCUCUGAGAGGAUUAUCCAACCGACCCACCAACCAACGGGAUUUGCUGCUGCUUCUGCCAAAGCCAGGCAUGAAACCAUCCUGCCAGGGCUGGGCAGAGCCUGGCAGCAGAGGGGAGGUCAGCAUGGGGCUCUGUGCUCAGCCCCAGGGCCAGGAGAGGGGCCGAGUCCCGGGGGAGCCGCGUGCCCAGCAGCUCAGCCGGCCGAGCGCCGGGGAACCGUGCAGCUCGAGGAAGGAGCUGGACCCAGCAACUGGGGAAGAGCAUUUUUAAAAGCCCAGAUCAAAUCUUCACGUUUCUGCACAGAGCCUAAAAUACCCUUGGUGAAAUGUACUCUAUUUUAAAAUAUAUAUAGACACACACAGAGGGUUUCUUACAGGAAGCAUUGUACAAAAGUAAGGAUCAAACAUGAUUAUUUGCCACCCUUAGGCACCAGCUGCCAGAGAACUUUGUAAAAUGCGAUGUUCAGUAUAAGCAAGUAUUUAAAGAGGAUCCUCUUACAAAUAGCACAGUUACAAGGCACUAUAUUCCUCAAGACUUGUCUGAAAUAACAUGGUAUACACCACAAACUGACUGAGAUCUCAGUAACCCCCUUUCAGUUGUUGCAGAAGGAGGUAAGGACUUUCAAGGAGCUGUUUGAAAAAACACACAUGCAGCUGUCUAGAAAAUCUGGGGUAUAUUUAAAUCCAGAAAGAAUUAUUUGCUGGGUUUUCCUAUGCUUUUGGCAUGAUGACAAAACCUCUCUGUUGUACCAAGGUAAUAACUGAAAAGCACCAACCUUCUAUAUAUAAAUAUAAUCUCUUUUUAA